Molecule: messenger RNA, 2049 nt
Organism: Kockovaella imperatae
Lineage: Eukaryota; Fungi; Basidiomycota; Tremellomycetes; Tremellales; Cuniculitremaceae
Exons: 6
Coding region: 274-1950 (558 amino acids)
Source: RefSeq, a predicted model, not a curated record
UUUCAUUUUGCCGUUGAUUACAAAAGGUCCAAAAGUCCGUUCGAGCAGCGUCACAGGCUCGAGACUCAUUGACGGGUCACACGACAUCGUAUCAAGGCUCUGUUGAGCCAGGUCGAGGGUGUCCGUUAAGGCGGACAGGCUCGGCUGGCGCUCUUUGCGAUUGAAGGCGUUCCCUGGCUUUCUGAACAUCGACUCGUUCCUUAGGUUUAGCUACACGACCCGACGCUGGUAGAUGAGGGCAGCGUGCGGUAUAUCGCAGGAAUCCAGGCCAUUAUGGAUGUCAAACCAUCUGUCACCGGCUCCUCAAUCUCAUCGACCCAUGCUCCGCAAGCCGAGUCAUCCUUUAACUUAGAGUCGAAUGGUGACGUCCAGAAACCUAAUGUCGAACCCCGGGUCAAGGUGGAGACGGACAGUGGGAAUAUUGAUCGAGUGAUAGAGGAUGAGAGUGUGCGGAGGAAGAGGAAAUGGUCGGAGUUGGGUUAUACAGCAGAAGAGAUCCGGACGAGGGAAAAGGCUGUUUUGAGCUACCAGCUCGCCCUGCUACAAGAUCAACAGGCUACUCUCUUUCCUUCGGCGCCGACUGCCUUCACAUCAUACCAUGACGUUGUGGACCGCUUGAUUCCGUAUCAUAUUUGGCAGAUACCAGAUGAGGAGCUAGAUGGUGGGGAUCCCUCCACCUCAGCAAAAGAUAAACAAAGGGUUCAAAGAGAUAUAUUCGACGCUCGAGUUCUGACGGGGGUGAUGAACAAGGCUCGUGAUCGUUUCACCCGGGUCAAGCGGCGCGAGGGCAUGUUUCCCUCAGACUUGCCUUCUGUGAUCAACCUCAUCAAAUCCUCUACGAGCCAAAUUCGCGAAGAAUUAGACGCUGUGCAAUCUUCCUUGAGAAUGGUUAAAAUGGAGUACGAUGUCCUCGAGACUGCACGUCGGUCAAGAGAACGUCUCACUUCAUCCAGCUUUCACGCACCAAACAUUUCCUUACCUGUUGCACCGGCUUCGACCUCUGCACGACCCAUGUCCACGCCCGCAGGACCAUUGACCAACACCACCACCACCACCUCCUCCUCCUCCUCCUUCUCCACCACGACAGCGGCUCCCACCGCUAUACCUCCCUCUGUAUCUACAGCCACAUCCACAUCCUCUACGCCUGAAAGGGGCCGAGGAAGAGGUCGACCGAGAGGGUCUGGUCGUGGAGGUCACAGAGAGCCAGUUACCAGUCAUCUGUCCACUCCAACUCAAUCUCGCCCAGCCGUGCAAGCUACCGGCAAAACUCCUGCACCAACACCGUCUACUCCCAGUGCCAUCACUGGCACGCCAUCUGUUACCGCCGCAUCUACAUCAUCGACUACGCCAUCGGCCGCAGCGCCAAAGACGGGCGCAAUGCCGGUCUCUGCGGCGUCAAAAGCUAGCACGACACCCGGAGAGGGAUCGUCAAGAACCAAAGAUCCAAAUGCGGUAGUCAGUGCACUGAAACCUGGUCAACCGUUGAAAGUCACUGUGGCUGGCGGUGCAAUAAGCCAUUUGGCAAAGCUUGGGAUCGUCAACGCCGGAGAAAACUUUGUCGCUGCCAAGGGUCAGGCUAAUCCUCCAGCCGUUGUGAUCUCAAAGUCAGCAGAUGGGAGCACAUCAACUUUAUCACUCGAUCUAUCGAAAUGCACGCCGCAUCAGCACCUUAUUCUCGCCAAGGUUCUCAAGAUCAGACUGGACGUCAUUCAGUCCAGUGCCAAUGCUUCGAGAGCCGCGUCUGCAGCUACAGGCAGUCCAUCGAUGUCCAAGAACGCCACUCCAGCCAAAGCUCCUGCUACGACAAUUUCAGCGAGUGCGGCCUCGGCAGGUGCCAAGACUUCGACAAAUACUACUCCAUCGAAAGCUCAAACACCCACUGUGAACGCUGCUGCUCCAGCUGCAUCGGACCCUAGCAAGCGGACGAGGGCGGCGGGCAAUGGGACAUGAGAAAGCUACAGAUUCGCUCACUUAACUACUUAACUGAUGACGCAGUCUAUGGCAGCCAUUCCCAGAUCGCUCGCUGUACAACGAUGCAUACAAUCACGU